Molecule: messenger RNA, 3386 nt
Organism: Budorcas taxicolor (takin)
Lineage: Eukaryota; Metazoa; Chordata; Mammalia; Artiodactyla; Bovidae
Gene: EXOSC10
Product: exosome component 10
Exons: 25
Coding region: 14-2692 (892 amino acids)
Biological process (GO): poly(A)-dependent snoRNA 3'-end processing; nuclear polyadenylation-dependent snoRNA catabolic process; TRAMP-dependent tRNA surveillance pathway
Cellular component (GO): nuclear exosome (RNase complex); nucleolus
Molecular function (GO): 3'-5'-RNA exonuclease activity; nucleotide binding; nucleic acid binding
Source: RefSeq, a predicted model, not a curated record
GCCAGCCGGAAAAAUGGCGCCUCCCAGUCCCCGAGAGUCCAAGGCCCAGUCGGCCACGAGCGCGGUCAAGUCUGACGGGGAGAUGGUGCUGCCGGGCUUCCCGGACGCAGACAGCUUCGUGAAGUUCGCUCUUGGAGCAGUGGUGGCAGUCACCAAGGCGUCUGGGGGCCUACCACAGUUUGGUGAUGAGUAUGAUUUUUACCGAAGUUUUCCUGGCUUCCAGGCAUUUUGUGAAACACAGGGAGACAGGUUGCUUCAGUGCAUGAGUAGGGUGAUGCAGUACCACGGGUGCCGAAGCAACAUUAAGGACCGGAGUAAAGUGACCGAGCUGGAGGACAAGUUUGAUCUGCUGGUCGACACCAAUGAUGUUAUUCUGGAAAGAGUGGGCAUUUUACUGGACGAAGCAUCAGGCGUGAAUAAGAAUCAACAACCUGUCCUCCCUGCAGGGUUACAGGUCCCCAAAACCAUAGUGUCCAGCUGGAACCGGAAGGCAGGAGAAUAUAGCAAAAAAACAAAAUCUGAAACUUUCCGGCUACUUCAUGCAAAAAACAUCAUCCGACCUCAGCUUAAGUUCCGAGAGAAGAUCGACAACUCUAACACACCAUUUCUUCCCAAAAUCUUCAUUAAGCCCAAUGCUCAGAAACCCCUCCCUCAGGCACUCUCCAAAGAAAGGCGGGAACGCCCGCAGGACCGCCCUGAGGACUUGGAUGUCCCCCCUGCCCUCGCGGAUUUAAUCCAUCAGCAGAGAACCCAGCAGGUGGAGCAGGACAUGUUUGCGCAUCCUUAUCAAUAUGAACUAGAUCACUUUACGCCACCAGACUCAGUCCUUCAAAAGCCAGAGCCUCAGUUAUACAGACCUAUAGGAGAGACACCCUGCCACUUCGUGUCCACACUGGAUGAACUAGUGGAACUCAAUGAAAAGCUCCUGAAGUGUCAAGAAUUUGCUGUAGACCUGGAGCACCACUCUUACAGGAGCUUCCUGGGGCUCACCUGCCUGAUGCAGAUUUCCACCCGGACAGAAGACUUCAUCGUUGACACUCUGGAGCUUCGCAGUGACAUGUAUAUUCUCAACGAGAGCCUCACAGACCCAGCUAUUGUUAAGGUCUUCCAUGGUGCUGAUUCAGACAUAGAAUGGCUCCAGAAGGACUUUGGGUUGUACGUGGUGAACAUGUUUGAUACCCACCAGGCAGCUCGCCUUCUUAACCUGGGCAGGCACUCCCUGGACCACCUGCUGAAGCUCUACUGCAGCGUGGAGUCAAACAAGCAGUACCAGCUGGCCGACUGGCGGAUACGACCUCUGCCUGAGGAAAUGCUGAGCUAUGCCCGAGAUGACACUCACUACCUGCUGUACAUCUAUGAUAAGAUGCGGCUGGAGCUGUGGGAGCGCGGCAACGAGCAGCCCACACAGCUGCAGGUGGUGUGGCAGCGCAGUCGCGACAUCUGCCUCAAGAAAUUCAUCAAACCCAUCUUCACAGACGAAUCUUACCUGGAACUCUAUAGGAAGCAGAAGAAGCAUCUGAACACACAGCAGUUGACGGCCUUUCAGCUGCUGUUUGCCUGGAGGGAUAAAACAGCUCGUCGGGAAGAUGAGAGUUACGGAUACGUCCUGCCAAACCACAUGAUGCUAAAGAUAGCUGAGGAGCUGCCCAAGGAACCUCAGGGCAUCAUCGCUUGCUGUAACCCCGUGCCUCCUCUCGUACGGCAGCAGAUCAACGAAAUGCACCUUCUGAUUCAGCAGGCGCGAGAGAUGCCUCUGCUCAAGUCUGAAGUCGCAGCGGGAGUGAGGAAGAGUGGGCCGCUGCCCAACCCUGAGAGAUUGGAGAAUGUUCUCUUUGGCCCCCAUGACUGCUCCCAUACCCCGUCAGAUGGCUACCCGCUCAUCCCAACCGACGGUAACGAAGAGGCCCCUGGGCCUGUGCCGGUGCAGAAGCAGGAGGGCCUCCUCUCCGCCCAAGAAGACGAGGAGACCCUGCCAGACAUCAGAUGUCUCGUCGCUACCGCUGUCAUCACAUUAUUUAAUGAACCUAGUGCUGAAGGAAAUGAAAAAAGUCCAUUAACAGUUGCACAGAAAAAAGCCCAGAACAUAAUGGAGUCCUUUGAAAAUCCAUUUCGGAUGUUUCUGCCUUCAGUAGAACACCGGGCUCACAUUUCUCAGUCAGCAAAGUUUGAUCCAUCAUCGAAAAUCUAUGAAAUCAGCAACCGUUGGAAGCUGGCGAGCCAGGCACAGGCACGAAGAGAGCCUAAGGAGACUGCUAAGGAGGCAGCGGGGCAUACAGCUGCCCGGGACCAGGCCCAAGAGGAGUACAGGGCCGCCGCGGAGCAGGCCAUGUCCGUCCGCCAGCAGACUGCACUGGAGAAUGCUGCCAAGAAGAGAGAGCGGGCGACGAGUGACCCGAGGACGACAGAACAGAAGCAAGAGAAGAAACGCCUUAAACUUUCCAAGAAGCCAAAAGACCCAGAUCCGCCAGAAAAAGACUUUACGCCCUAUGACUACAGCAAGUCGGAUUUCAAGGCUUUUGCUGGAAACAGCAAAUCCAAACCUUCUUCCCAGUUUGACCCAACCAAGCAGCCCCAGUCAGGCAAGAAAUGCAUUGCAGCCAAAAAAGUUAAACAGUCGAUUGGAAGCAAAAGCAUGUCCUUUCCAACGGGAAAGUCAGACAGAGGUUUCAGGCACAAUUGGCCAAAGAGAUAAUGUUGGAAGACAGCCUCAGGAUCCCCUGGUGGACUGGAAGCACCAGAUAGCGGUGCUGGUUUUGUACAGACUCAUUUUUAAACCAUUAAAAAAUAACUCUUGCUGGAAGAAAGCGGGUGCCUGACUUUUCUUUUGCGGCCACUCCAGCUCUGGGUAGCAAGAACACACCUCGUCCUGUCCAGGUCACCCUCUUCAGCGGUCUGGGGUAAGUGUGCCCUUGGAGCGUGGUUUCCGGAGAAAUCCAGAACUUCCCCCGAGGAGGAAUGCAGGAGACACCCCAGGACUCAGGAAAGGGAGGCCUCCACAGGCCAGGGCACGAUGCCCAGCUGACUCUCCAUCCUGAGAGGACGCACUUGUCCACGCCUGCUCAUGCACAUGAAGCCAGAUGGUGAAAAGUACCUUCGAGAAGAGGGACUGGUGGGUGCUUGGAGCCACUGGGGCUUCUCGACAGCCUGGUCUCUUCUCUAUUCCUUUCUCUCUCUUUUUUUUUUACAUUUUGUUUUUUCCCCGUUAUAAAACUAAUAACAUGUUUAUUAUAGGAAAUGAGAAAAACAUGGAAAAAUGUAAAGAGAAAAAUUAAAUCAUCUUUAAUCGUGCAGCACAGAGAGAAUGUUUACUAUUUUGAUGGAAAGGCUUUUUACCUUACGUGUGAAUACCUUCCAGAUGACCUUAUAUUUCUAUAGUGUUUCACCUU